AGAGAGAGAGAGGGAGACAGAGCGCACACUCUGCCCACACGGAGAGUGGCACACCAAAACGAUAGAGUUUCGACUGUGUAUAAUAUGUGAUGCCAAUACACAAUUCGGCAUCAAUCGAGAAAACGUGUUUACACUUAAUUUGCCAAUACAAUACGAAACAAUAUAUCAGGGAAAUACAACCCGAACAACCCCACAGAAUGCGGCGGCAUAGAGGCAUAGAGGAAAUGUCAGCAGCAGUGAUGAUCGUCAUCGUCACAGCAGCUUGUUUACUCACUCAAACAGCUGCUCAGGGUCUGUACUCCAUCAUUGCCCCAAAUACAGUGCGACCCAACUCCCAGUUCCAUGUGGCUGUCAGCCUGCACAAGGCAGCGGAAUCUGCGCGUUUCAAGGUGGGCAUAUUGGGCAGCACCUACACGGACUUCAAGACGGUGGAACUGCGGCCCUAUGCCACACAAUUGCUGCACUUUGAGAUACCCGAUCUCAAGCCGGAUAGAUAUCGCCUGACAUCGGAGGGUCUGGGCGGCGUGCAAUUCACCAACGAAACGCAGCUGCACUUUGAGUCGCGACAGCACACAGUUCUGGUGCAGACGGACAAGAGCAUCUAUAAGCCCGGCGAUCUGGUGCAUUAUCGCGUGCUCGUGCUCGAUGCGAAUCUGAAGCCCGCCCGUGGCUAUGGACGUGUCCAUGUGGACAUCAGGGACUCGGGCGAGAACAUCAUCAGAAGCUACAAGGAUGUGCGCCUAACCAAUGCCAUUUACUCGAAUGAGCUGCGCCUGUCCGACUAUCCGCGCUUCGGCACGUGGUCCAUCCUGGUGGAAGUGGCCGAGCAGACACACAGCCAGCACUUCGAGAUACUCGAUCACAUAUUGCCCAAGUUUGUGGUGGACAUUGAGACGCCCAGGAAUGCCAUCUAUAAGGAUGGCAAGAUAGCAGCCACAGUGAAGGCGCACUAUGCCUUUGGCCAGCCAAUUGUGGGCGAGGCCACACUCUCCAUUUAUCCCACCUUCUUUGGCUCACUGCAGCCGUUCGUGAAUGAUUUGAUCACCCGCAAGGUGGUGCCCAUCGAUGGCAAUGCCUACUUUGAGUUUGACAUUGAGCAGGAGCUGCGAUUGAAGCAGGACUAUGAGCGGCAGUAUCUGCUGGACGCGCUCGUCGAGGAGAAGUCCACGGGCUCUGUGCAAAACUAUUCGACGGUGCUCACCUUGCACUUGAAUCACUAUCGCGUGGAGACACUGCAGCUGCCCAGCUACUAUAUACCAGGCGUGCCCUUUGAAGCCACGGCUCGCAUUGCCCGUAAUGAUGGCAGCCCGUUGAGGGACUUUAAGCCCGAGAUUACGGCGUAUCUGACGAAUGUCUACGGCAGCAGUGAGAUGUACAAUCGCAGCAUCUACAGCCUGGAUGCACGCGGUGAAGUCAAAAUGAAGUUCACGGUGCCUGUGGGCGACAGCGAUGAGUUCCAUUCGAUUAUUGUCGAUUAUUUGGGCGUAAUCAGCGAGGUGGGCAAGGUGCCGCGCAAGCAUUUGCAUAGCAGGCACUACAUCACGGCCAAGGUGUUGAAUGAUAAACCCACAGUGAAUCAGGAAAUAUCCGUUGUGGUGCGUUCCAAUGAGCCCAUGAAGUAUUUUAUGUACCAACUGGUGGGCCGUGGCGACAUUAUACUCUCACGCAGUGUAGAUGUGCCCGACAGCACCUUCCAUACCAUCAAAUUUCUGGCCUCAUUUGCCAUGAUGCCGCGUGCCAAAAUGCUCGUCUACAUGGUCGUCAAUGGGGAGUUUGUCUACGACGAACAAGUCAUACAAUUCGAGGAGAAUCUGCUGAAUGCUGUGCAAAUUGAGGCACCCAUUAGAGCACCGCCCGGGCAGGACAUUGACAUUGGCAUCAGCACCAAGCCCUACUCCUAUGUGGGCCUCAUGUUGGUCGAUCAGAAUGCCGCCGCUCUGGGCACGAGCAAUGAUCUCACCCACCAGCGGCUCAUGGACGCCCUGCGGGCGUACGAGCUGAGUGACGUCAACACACCCGUGGGUUCGCCCGGCAAGGAGUCUGGCGUCCUGACGAUGUCCAACACGGAUUACUUUAUCGAAAAGGAGGCUGAGAGCACACCAGCCACAGGCCGUGAGGCGGCGGCCGCCACGGGCCCCGAGGAGGAUAAACUGACGACAGUGCGCAAAACGGACAUUGGGCCGGCGCACAAGAUCGAGGUGAACACUCUGCCGCCCGGCAAGGGACGCUAUGCCUUCUCGUACACCCCCAAGCCGUACUGGCACAAUCCACGGGUGCAUGUGAUGCGUGCUCCGGCGGACACUUGGCUGUUCCUGAACAUCUCGGCGAGCAGUGAUGGACGCAACAGCAUCCAUCGACGCAUUCCCAGCGACAUGACCUCGUGGGCUGUCUCCGCCUUUGCUCUGGAUCCGGUCAAUGGUUUGGGUCUGUCCGCGCCCAAUGGCAAGCUGGAGGCCUACAAGGAGUUCUACAUAUCCACGGACCUGCCCUAUGCCAUAAGGAGAGAUGAACUCAUUGCCAUUCCGUUUGUGGUGCACAACAACAGGGAGAGCGAUCUGAGUGUGGAUGUCACCUUCUACAACACAGCCCUGGACUUUGACUUUCCCCAGCUGGAUCCCAAGGCCACCAGCAAGCCAAAGGUGGAACUGUACAGCCGUCGCUCGCUGCAGGUGCCGGCCAAGUCCGCGCGUUCCAUUUCGUUUAUUGUCACGCCCAAACGUGUUGGCGCGCUGCAGGUGAAGGCCAUGGCUGCUUCUGCCCAGGCAGGCGACACAGUGGAGCAAACGCUGCUGGUGCAACAUCCCGGCGCCACGGAGCGUGUCAAUCGCGGCUUCCUCUUCGAACUGAACUCGAAUGCGCCGAAUAGGAGGAACAUCAGCAUUGUGGUGCCGCGCAAUGCCAUUCCCGAGUCCACCAGCAUCGAGGUGUCCGCCGUGGGGGAUCUGAUUGGCAGCAUUGUGGGCAAUCUGGAGCGGCUCAUCCACCUGCCAACGGGCUGUGGCGAGCAGACAAUGGUGCACUUUGUGCCCAACCUUAUGGUGCUGCGUUACUUGGGUCGCCUUCGUCAGCUCACGCCCGAGCUGGAGCUGCGUGCCACCAAUAAUCUGGCUCUGGGCUACCAGCGACUGCUCUACUAUCGCCAUGGCAAUGGUGCCUUCAGUGCCUUUGGAUUGGAUGCCAAGCGCAGCUCCACUUGGCUGACGGCCUAUGUGGCGCGUUCGCUGCGUCAGGCUGCUGCAUUCAUCCAGGUGGAUAGCCAAGUGCUGCAGCGCGCCCUCGCCUACCUGGCGAGUGUGCAAUCGGGCAAUGGCGGCUUCGAGGAGCAUGGAGAUAUCUUUGAACAGUUCGGCGACGAUGGCAUCAGUCUGACGGCUUUCGUGACGCUCGCACUGAUGGAAAGUGUGGACUCCUAUCCCGAGUACCGUAACAACAUCAACAAGGCGCUGGAUUUCAUCACCCGAGGACUCGAUGGCUCCAGCAAUCUGCAUGCCAUGGCCCUGGGCACCUACGUGCUCUCGCGUGCCAAUCACAAUGCCAAGGCAGCCUUUCUCCAACGACUCGACUCCAUGGCCAUUAAUGGGGAUGGUCGCAAAUGGUGGAACAAAACAGCGCCCGCUGGUGAGCAGCAAUCGCCGUGGUACAAUGCCACACGAAGUGUCAACAUUGAGAUCUCUGCCUAUGCGGCGCUGGCACUGCUGGAGAACAAUCUGGUGGGCGAUGCGCUGCCCGUGCUCAACUGGCUGAUGGAUCAGCGGAAUGCGCAGGGCGGCUUUGUGGCCUCCCAGGAUACGGUGGUGGGACUGCAGGCGCUGCUGCUGUUCGCGGAACGUUUCUCCAGCCAGGGCAACAAUCUGCAGAUUGGCUUUCACUAUGGCGAAGGAGCGGAAACAAUACUCAAUGUGAAUGCGCAGAAUUCGCUCGCGCUGCAAACUGUUGAGCUGCCCAACAACCUGAAGAAUCUGAUCAUUUCGGCCACUGGUCGCGGCAUGGCUUUGGCCCAGGUUAGCUACAAAUACAACAGCAAUGUGACCAGUGCCUGGCCGCGCUUUGUGCUCGAUCCCACUGUGAAUCGCAACUCGCAUGCCGACUACUUGCACCUGUCGGCCUGCGCCAGCUUUGUGUCCGUGGCGGGUGAGCCGGAGCAGCGGUCCAAUAUGGCCGUGAUGGAGGUGCAGCUGCCCAGCGGCUUUGUCGUCGACACCGACACGCUGCCCACACUGGAGUCGAGUGAGCGCAUCAAGAAGGUGGAGACGCAGAAUCGCGACACCAAGGUCGUCAUUUACUUUGACUAUUUGGACAGGCGUGAGGUAUGCCCCACGCUGCAUGCCUACAAGACGGUCAAGGUGACCAAGCAUCGUCCGGUGGCCGUGGUCAUGUAUGACUACUACGACAACGCGCGUCGUGCCAGACAAUUCUAUCGGGCGCCCAAGUCGAAUAUCUGCGAUAUCUGCGAACAUGCCAACUGUGGCAAUCUCUGCGAGAAGGCAGAGAAGCGUGCAGCACGCGGACCAGAUGACUUUACGGCCAUUGCGGGCCAUUCCGGUGCCGGACCCAGCCUCAGGGCUGUGCCCAUUCUACUGAUGGCUCUUCUGGGGGCCCAGGCCCUGAGCUGUUAGCUGUGUCGCCGACUGCGGCUGGAAGCCACAAGGAAAUCGAAGCUUUAACAAACAAACAAAAAACCCACUCACAUAGUGCCUAAGUUAGACUAAUCUCAGAGUCGUGUGAACUAAACCAGAGCUAAGUACAUCUAAUGAUGCUAAAAACGUUGCCAAUAAAGUGUUAUAACCGUUUACUAAAACC
Drosophila obscura is the source of this 4800-nucleotide messenger RNA. RefSeq names its product CD109 antigen (gene Tep3). The coding region runs from base 90 to 4616 and encodes 1508 amino acids. The transcript is spliced from 15 exons. Gene Ontology annotation, molecular function: endopeptidase inhibitor activity. NCBI's taxonomy places the organism in Eukaryota, Metazoa, Arthropoda, Insecta, Diptera, Drosophilidae. The record is from RefSeq and is a predicted model, not a curated record. Gene Ontology annotation, cellular component: extracellular region.